AUGAGUGGACGAAGCCGGAGCCGAAAGGCUUCCCACGCCAAAAGCCGUGGCAAAGGCCGCCCCAAAGGCCGAGUCUGCGCUGGUGGCGAGGAGGCCCCGCGCGAGGCAGACCCUCCGCAACACCAGACUCCGCCGGAGGACGUCCCGACAACCGCACAGGUGCAGACGGGCGCCCGUUGGGACGGUGGGGAAUCGGCCGGGCCCGCAGCCAACCCCCAACUCGCGGAAGUGGCCUCCAGCCCGCUCCCUGCACACUGUGGGUAUGCGCUCCAGGCCCAAGCGGUGGGGGUCCACCGGCUGGCCACCCCCAGGCCCCGCCCCAGGAGGGCCUUGGCCAUCGCUCAGAGGCUGGUCACGGACACUGUGUUCGUGGGAACCGUGGGAACUGUGGCAAGGCGGAAAAAUGCCCCCCGCGGCGGAAGUCGGCGUGGCCCUUCCAUAAAGAAAGCGGCCGAACCGUGUGGCGCUGCAGGGCGGGGGUCUCAGGCCGCAGGUGGUGCGAGACCCAGGAGAGGGCAGGCGGCCAGGGAGGGUGGCACAGUUGCCACCCGUGGCGCCACCGUCUCCGCAGGGGAGGAGAGGAAUGUUCUGGCACCUGGGCCCUCAUCCGGGCCCCCAGCAGGUAGCAUGAAUGCUCUGGAGAGGGUCCAGCAGAAGCUGGAGACCUUGAGCACCCAGGCCGACCGGGCCUACCUUAGGCUUUCACGAAAGUUCGGGCGGUUGCGACUGCAAUUCCUCGAGCGCAGGAAACUCGUGAUCCAGAAUAUUCCUGGCUUCUGGCGGCAGGCUUUGCAGAACCACCCCCAGCUGUCAUCUUUUCUGAACAACCGAGAUAAAGAAGUAAUAAGCUACUUGAGUAGCUUGGAGGUGGAAGAGCUGGGCCUUGCCAGAUUGGGCUACAAAAUCAAGUUCUACUUUGGAUGCAACCCCUAUUUCCAAAAUAAGGUGCUCAUCAAAGAAUACGGUUGUAGUUCUUCGGGUAAGGUGGUGUCUCAUUCUACUGCAAUCCAGUGGCUUGCUGGUCAUGAUCUGCAACCCCUAAGCCCGGGAAAUCCAGAAAACAACCGAAGCCUUUUUGGGUGGUUUUCAAGCCACAGCUCUAUUGAGUCUGACAAGAUUGUCGAGAUAAUCAAUGAGGAACUUUGGCCCAAUCCUCUGCAAUACUACCUUAUGAGUGAAGGGGCCCAAGAAGAGAAAGCAAAGGAGGGUAGGCCAGGUCCGGCGAAGCAGCCAGUGGAGGACCCUAAACCUGGGGCAAACCAGUCCAAGUGAUCCUUCACAAGCUUCUACUACCUCUGGCUAGACGUGUUUCUGGCUGACUACUUGUGUGUGUGUGUGGCAGUCUUGCCUUUUCCUUAGGUUUGCCUCUGUACUGUAGCACCUUUGGACUUUAGCUAUAAGAAUAUGGCGUUUAUAAUCAUCUUUUGCUCUCCAGGGAUUUAUUGCCUUUUUUAAAAACAAGAAUCACAUGUUAUGACAUCUCUUACUGUUCUAAUGUUAAGCAUUUAGCACUCCAGAUGUCUUCUGCCUUUUUCCACCUUGCCUGGACCCUCAUGAGUGAUCUUCCAGGAAGACCAGAACAUUCUCUAGGUCUGCUACUUCACAGUCAGAGACUUGUUGGACUUUGUGUUUAUGCUGGCUAUGCAUGUCAUUAAGAACAAACUGCUCUUUCAGCACAACAAAACCAAGCCAGUGCACAUGGCAUUGACUGUUUUGUGCUUUUCAGGCCCAGUUUUGGCCUGGGAUCUGUUCUGUCUAUGUGCUGGACAUUGCCAACCUUGAGGUCAAGGACAUUGUGUUGUGUGUUCUUUACGACCAUAUGUGUCUUUUUGCCUCUGGACCUGUCUAGGAGUGGACCUGUCUAGGAGAAGCCUGGCCAUGCUUGAUGGACAUUGUCAGGUCUCAGACUUUUGUCUAGACUCUUAACUGUCCUGGUGAACAGGUCCUCAAGAACUCCUUCUGGACUCAGAUGUUGUGCCAGCGCAUGAGACACAGCUAUCUUCCUCAGACCAGCAAUCGGGUGACUGCAAAGACUGAAGGGCAGGCAGUUAUUUGUGGACACAUCCUCAGGCUGUGAUCCAGGUGAGGGUGGGGACUGUGCCCCACCUUUGUCAACUACAAAUUUUUGGGGGGUCAAUUUCUUUUUUUUCUUAAGAAAUGUCAUGAUUGUUCUGGGGUAGGGAUUCUGGGGAAAAGGUAUUUGUCCUCUGUUGGCCUCUAUCUCCUUGACUUCAUUUCCUAUAUCCAUACUACUGACUCUUACCUUCCUCCUGACCUCACUUUUGUGCUCCAUUUCUUGCCACUC
This is a messenger RNA of Perognathus longimembris pacificus (Pacific pocket mouse), 2305 nucleotides long. RefSeq names its product TSPY like 5 (gene Tspyl5). Gene Ontology annotation, biological process: nucleosome assembly. The transcript is spliced from 2 exons. Gene Ontology annotation, molecular function: histone binding; chromatin binding. NCBI's taxonomy places the organism in Eukaryota, Metazoa, Chordata, Mammalia, Rodentia, Heteromyidae. Gene Ontology annotation, cellular component: nucleus; chromatin. Bases 1 to 1272 code for a protein of 423 amino acids. The record is from RefSeq and is a predicted model, not a curated record.